CUCUAUUGACCCUGAGGUAGGCAGACAUGGACUGGAGAUGCUAUAGAGGAAGAGUUGUCUUAGAGACCCUGCAUCUCUUUCCUGCAGAAAUUGCCUUCCCAGAUGUACUCGACACUAAUCUUUACACAUUCUCUCCAUUGUAUAAACUGCAAAAAAUGAAGAUGCACAGAGGAUAGGCUGGAGUUCUCUUCCCCAUUCUGGGUUUCAAUGUCAUUAGAGUAGGGAUGGGUGAAAAGAUCUGGGUUCUCAUAUUUUUAAAUUCCUAUUUUUUUCUCUUUCCACAGAUAUGUCCAACGGAAGAAUAGCCUCAGGAAAUGACUCCUCAGUGACUGAGUUUAUCCUGCUGGGAUUAACUCAACAGCCAGAACUGCAGCUGCCUCUCUUCUUCCUCUUCCUGGGAAUCUAUGUGGUCACUGUGGUGGGGAACCUGGGUUUGAUUGUUCUGAUUGGUCUGAACCCUCACCUGCACACUCCCAUGUACUACUUCCUCUUCAAUCUGUCCUUCAUUGAUCUCUGCUACUCCUGUGUCAUAAGUCCCAGAAUGCUGGUGAGUUUUGUGAAACAGAACAUCAUCUCCUAUGCUGAGUGCAUGACUCAGCUCUUUUUCUACUCCUUUUUUGUAAUUGAUGAGUGCUGUAUCUUGACAUCAAUGGCCUAUGAUCGGUAUGUGGCCAUCUGCAAGCCCCUGCUGUACAAAGUCACCAUGUCCCUUCAGGUCUGCCUCAUGCUAACAGUAUGGACAUUUGUAAUGGGGUUUGCAGGUGCUGUGGCCCACACUGCAUGCAUGCUGAGACUCACUUUCUGUGACAGCAACAUCAUCAAUCAUUUUGCAUGUGACAUCCAUCCACUUCUCCAGCUCUCCUGCACAAGCACCUACAUCAAUGAGCUGGUGGCUUUCAUUGUGGUGGGAAUCAAUGUAACAGUGCCCAGUCUCACCCUCUUUGUUUCUUAUACUCAGAUCCUCUCCAACAUCCUCCGCAUCCAUUCUACCCAUGGCAGGUCCAAAGCCUUCAGUACUUGCAGUUCACACAUAAUUGCUGUUUGUCUCUUCUUUGGAUCUGCAGCAUUCAUGUUCCUAAAGCCUUCUCAUGCUGAGUCUCUGCCUCAAGAUAAAGUACCCCCUAUUUUUUAUACCAUUGUGGGGCCAAUGAUGAAUCCUUUCAUCUAUAGCUUGCGGAACAAAGAUGUCCAUGUUGCACUGAGUAAGACUUUGAAGAAAAGCAUCCUUUUUAAAUCAUAGCUGUGUUUUUGUUACAGAUUCCAAUUCCUAAUAAGGGCACAUUACAUAUAAAUUCAGAGAGAGAAGAGUAAACAAUCCAAAUAAAAAUGCAAAUGAUUUAAUGAUAUGAAAAAUAAUUAGUUGUAGGUAUCAUUCACAACUCAAGAAAAUGAAUGUAAAAGGAGUAUUAGACCUUCAAUCAUUCAGAGAGAAUUUGUAGAACAGUUCCUCCUAUUAUUCUCCAGCUUCCUUUAAGUAAUUAUGGUGUUAUUAGGAGGAAAAGCUGGAUGACACUAACUUCUAGGGCCUCAGGGUUGGAAUAUAGAUGCUGGGUCAUGCUAUACAUUAACUGGAACAAUAUUCCUACAAGUGUUUUAUGAUGCAUUGUGGAGAAAUUUUUCCCUUUCACCAAAUAGAUUUUAAAAUCUUAAUUCACCAUCAGUCAUAUUUUCUCUGUAUUAUUAUUGUUUAU
Molecule: messenger RNA, 1691 nt
Organism: Oryctolagus cuniculus (rabbit)
Lineage: Eukaryota; Metazoa; Chordata; Mammalia; Lagomorpha; Leporidae
Product: olfactory receptor 8B3-like
Biological process (GO): G protein-coupled receptor signaling pathway
Cellular component (GO): membrane
Molecular function (GO): G protein-coupled receptor activity; olfactory receptor activity
Source: RefSeq, a predicted model, not a curated record